AUGUUCCGCGCCCAGGCCAACCCUAUGGACGAUGCCGGUAAGAGCUUCCCGUUCCCCAUGCUCUAGAGAGUUUCACCGGCCUGCUGCGAGAUGCGAUUCGGAUACUAACGCAAAGCACAGUGGUCAAGGCUACCGAUGAGAAUCUGACCAGCGAGAACUGGGAAUACAUCCUCGAUGUCUGCGAUCGUGUAGCUGCCAACUCCGCCGGACCGCAGCAGGCAAUAUCCUCCCUGAUCAAGCGCCUAGCACACCGAAAUGCGAACGUUCAACUAUAUACCCUCGAACUCGCCAACGCUCUUGCGCAAAACUGCGGGCCAGCCCUUCACCGCGAGCUAGCCUCGAAAGCUUUCACAGACGCGCUGCUCCGAUUAGCAGCAGACCGAAAUACUCAUGCGCAGGUCAAGCAAAAGGUCCUCGAGCGCAUGGCCGCCUGGACGGAGGAGUUCCGCUCUUCGCCUGAAUUGGGCAUCAUGGAGCAAGCGUACCAGAAGCUGAGGCUACAGCAGCCGAGUCUGAUGCCGCCAAGCAAGCCGGUCAAGCGGGAAAUCAGUAGUGACGAUCGAAGGAAAGAGGAAGAGGAGCUUCAAAUGGCUUUGAAACUGAGUGUGCAGGAAAAGGGAACACCUUCGCCUCAGGCUGAGAAGACGGCGAGCAAUGGAGCGGCGCAUCAGCAGGCGCCAGCACAGCCAGCACCUCCACAGGGUACCACCGCGGCGACAGUAAGCAGAGUCCGUGCGCUUUACGAUUUUACGCCUUCAGAGCCAGGAGAACUCGCUUUCCGCAAGAACGAUGUCAUUGCUGUGCUGGAGUCGGUCUACAAAGAUUGGUGGAAGGGAAGCUUGCGAGGACAGACUGGUAUCUUCCCUUUGAACUACGUGGAGAAGCUCCAAGACCCAACCAAAGAGGAGCUUGAGCGCGAUGCGCAAAUGGAGGCAGAGGUGUUCGGCGAAAUCAAGAGCGUGGAGAAGCUGUUGGCGUUACUGAGCACUGGUGGGGAGGCUGGUGGUAGGAGAGGCGAGCGAGAAGAAGAGGAGAUCAGCGAGCUCUACCAACGGACGCUAAGCAUCCGACCGAAGCUGAUAGAGCUGAUCGCGAGGUACUCGCAAAAGAAAGGUGAGUACCAGGUAGUGGUUCUUGUGGCGUCAGGCUAAUGCAUCCAUCAGACGACUUCACGCAGCUGAACGAGAAGUUCAUCAAAGCGAGACGAGAUUAUGAAGCCUUACUAGAGUCUUCCAUGUCGCAAUCUCAAUAUCAGCAGCAAUACCCUGUCCGCGCGCGGCAGCCAGCAUAUCCACCUCAGCAACAACAAGCACCAUAUGGAGCCCCUCCACAAGUUCUAUCGCAAGGAUAUCCUCCACAAGGCCCUCCACCGGCGGGUGAAUAUCCACCGCAACAACAGCCAUUCGCAGCCCAAAGCCAGCAGCAUCUUCCUCCCAUGCAGCAAGACCCGCAGCGGUAUUACUCGCCUGCUCCUUCAGAAGCUCCUCAGCAGCCUGGGUUUUCAAGUCCAUAUCCGCAACAGAACGGACCGCUCUCUAUAGCAAACGGCCCAGCUCCAUUCCACUUCAUUCCUGGUGGAAUCCAGCCGCAGGGUGCGCCGCCUCAAUGUGAAAUCCGAAGGAAGCCCAGUCCUGGUGCACCGUCGACGGAUGGUCCCAACGAUCCCUAUGGUGCUGGACAAGGGUUUCAAGGUCAGAUCCGGCCGAACAGCAUUCACACGCUGAACAGUGGUAUCCCACAAGAAUUGGCAACGAGCGGCUACGAGUCGCCGGUCGACAACAGACAUUCAUAUCCCUCGGCGCAAAUGGUGCUUCCAAUGCAACAGCCUCCGCAACAACAACCGUACGAUGCCUACCCUCCCCAACCACAGCAAGCACCGCCGCCUCCUCAGCCACAACAAGCUCCAUUGCCACAAUCCAGAAGUGAUCGCGAUGGUCUCCCUAGUAGGCAAAGGACACAGAGCUUCGAGUCGCCGUCGAGCAUUUAUUCCCCGCAACCAGAUGGAUCGAGCUCGCAACCUCCGCAGCCGCAACAAGCACAUCCGCCGCAGCCCAGUGCACCUCCGCCUGCUGUGCCAACAAGUCCUGCCCUGCAGCAACAUCAGGCACCCGCACCUUAUCAAGCGUACCAGCCAUACCAGCAACCCCUUCCACAGCAGCAGUAUCCGGGAAGAGUACCUUCGGGUGGGGAAGGCGGUGAUCCAGGCGACUUUUACAGAUGA
Lecanosticta acicola is the source of this 2221-nucleotide messenger RNA. The record is from the annotation of a GenBank genome assembly. NCBI's taxonomy places the organism in Eukaryota, Fungi, Ascomycota, Dothideomycetes, Mycosphaerellales, Mycosphaerellaceae.